CCCACCACCUCCCUCCAUUUUCUUAACCAACUUUCCCGAGAAAAUUUCUGUCCCCAAAUCCUUUCUUCUACAAAAUGAAGUUCGGAAAAAGUCUAAGCAACCAGAUCGAGGAGACCUUGCCCGAGUGGAGAGACAAGUUCCUGUCUUACAAGGAUCUGAAGAAGCGGCUGAAGCUCAUCGAGCCCAAAGCGGGCGAAAACAGGGCCAAGCGGCCGAGGCUGGGAGAUUGCACGGACGGCUGUGGUGGUGCAGAGGAAGAAACAGUUGCGGCGGAGAUGACGAAGGAGGAGUCCGAUUUCAUCGAGUUGCUCGAGGGCGAGAUCGAGAAGUUCAACGGGUUCUUCGUGGAGAAAGAGGAAGAGUACAUCAUCAGAUUAAAGGACUUGCAAGAUAGAGUUGCAAAGGCAAAAGAUUCGAGCGAAGAGAUAAACAUACGGAAGGAGAUUGUGGACUUCCAUGGAGAGAUGGUUUUGUUGGAGAAUUACAGUGCCCUUAACUAUACAGGAUUGGUAAAGAUACUCAAAAAGUACGACAAAAGAACCGGAGCUCUCAUCCGCUCUCCCUACAUUCAGAAAGUCUUACAACAACCAUUCUUCACCACUGACUUGCUUUCCAAACUCGUGAAAGAGUGUGAGGCAUUGCUUGAUCGUCUCUUCCCUAUAAACGAACCCCCAACUUCAACUGAUCAGCUGGAUGUUGGAGAUGAAACCUCAACUUCUACCACGACUGAGAAUGAUGGCCUCCUUCGAGGUCCCAAGGAACUAGCAGAGAUAGAGUACAUGGAAAGCUUAUAUAUGAAGAGCACAAUCUCAGCGUUGCGUGCUUUGAAAGAAAUUCGGAGCAAAAGCUCAACUGUCAGCGCAUUCUCGUUGCCACCACUCCAGGCUAAUGGAAUGGAGGAUACGUGGAGUACAAUUCCUGUUCUGGAACAAAUAGCGAAGUAGUUAUAUGCUGCGGAGGGCAUUACAAAAGUGUCAGUUCUGUAUCGUAAUUUUGAUUUUCUUGUUCUCUGUGUUCAUGCAUGUAUUAGACACUACCACAUGUAAAAAAAUGCAUACUUUUCAGCCCACUUGUGUAAGCUUUAAGUCUGGAAAUUUAGUGAUUUUCCUUGAUAGUAAUUCCAGUAAUUCAGAGUUUACCACAAA
This is a messenger RNA of Rhododendron vialii, 1145 nucleotides long. RefSeq names its product SPX domain-containing protein 1-like. Gene Ontology annotation, biological process: cellular response to phosphate starvation. NCBI's taxonomy places the organism in Eukaryota, Viridiplantae, Streptophyta, Magnoliopsida, Ericales, Ericaceae. The transcript has 3 exons. The record is from RefSeq and is a predicted model, not a curated record. The coding region runs from base 75 to 944 and encodes 289 amino acids.